AUGGGUAAUAUUGUUACACCAGACCAAGGUUUACUACCGUUGCCGGCUUACGGUAGUGGAGUCAUCACUCCGUAUCCGUGGUGGCUCAACACUGCUUUAGCUAUAUGGGCUCUAUUGGCUUUGCUUUGUUGUUGGUUGUUACUACUUCUCUUCCUUUUACGUUACUGUUGUCGAUGGUGGCGACAUCGCAACUAUGCAGCUGAUCGUAAAUCAUUGCGCGAAAGAUUUUUGAAUGCAACUUAUGCACAAGAUCUAAAUAAUCUAUAUAUUGCAAACAAUCAACGCCUUGCAAUAGCUCCCUUACCCCCAGUUCCGCCUUAUGUUGUACAAGCCGGUAGUGAUGCCAACUUUCGAGAUAUUCAUGAACGUCGUAUAGUUGAAGAUGAAUUUUAUGUUGGCGCAACUCCUUAUGUAACAGCGAUAGUUGAAGAUGCUGAAAAUGACGUAUUUGAAUCUGGUUCGGAAUUUAUUUCUGAAGAAGAAAUUCAAAAUCAUACAACCAAUCCGUUUAGUCGCCGUCCGGUAACGGUUAUUGCUGAUGAGUCAUCCGGAGGCGUUAAGGAAAAUAUCGAAACUAAUGUUCAACGUAAUAUUACAAAGAAUUAUUACAUAAAUGAAGAGCAAAAUUAUUUUAUUCAAAACGAUCCUCCAUUACGUGAAACAUCAAAUCAUUUACAUGAUCAAGAAAUUCAACGACUUCCAGGACCAACAGUAACAACAGUUAACAUGGCUGCUGAGCGUAUUGCUGAAAAUCCAAAUUGGGAAAAAGCAAGUGUAAAUGAAAAUUUUAAUAAUGAAGAUCCGAAAAAAGCAGCUUCCGAAAUUGUAAUCAAUGAUCCGUCACUACUCAAUCAAAAUGUUAAAUAUGAAAAACAACCAAAUAUUUACAUGCAUCGGCCUGUUAUUCCGGAAGUUCGACGUAUUCCUAAUCGAAAAUUAGGAGGAAAAAUGUCUCGAAGAACUGAUGAAGAUUCAACAACCAGUGAAAUGAGUGGACAUGAUUCCGAAUCAGUCUAUGAGACAGUUCGUGUUUUCACACCAAGACGACAACCUUUACCGACAUUGGAAGAUGAAGAUGAAUAUAAAACAGCGGGUGUCGAUGAAGUCGAAAUUGAAAUUAAAGAUCUUGUUCGGAUACAAAAAUCAAAUGAGACAAGUAGUAGUAAUAUAUAUGAGAGCAUUUUAUCACCCUCGUCAUCCGCACUGAAUAACUUAAUAGUGGCAAGUAAUUCUCAACAAGAUCAAGCUAAUGAUAUUUCAGGUGCCGAAGAAAGUGAAAAAACCGUUACAGAAACUGUUAAAACUCAACAAAUGCAAACAACAGUUCGUCAAAUAGGACAAAAUAUUGAGGAAAGUACACUUUUUAUUCCAUCGGCGUCAUCGAUGGUAUAUCAAGAAGGAAAACAUAUUCAACAACGACAAAAUGACGAUGCAAGAAUCAUUAUUCCAGUCUCAACAACAACGAUCGCCUAUGAAAAAAAACGAACAUUAGAACAUUUUUAA
Molecule: messenger RNA, 1503 nt
Organism: Rotaria socialis
Lineage: Eukaryota; Metazoa; Rotifera; Eurotatoria; Philodinida; Philodinidae
Source: the annotation of a GenBank genome assembly